Molecule: messenger RNA, 2476 nt
Organism: Lotus japonicus
Lineage: Eukaryota; Viridiplantae; Streptophyta; Magnoliopsida; Fabales; Fabaceae
Product: protein ROOT PRIMORDIUM DEFECTIVE 1
Exons: 2
Coding region: 414-1664 (416 amino acids)
Molecular function (GO): RNA binding
Source: RefSeq, a predicted model, not a curated record
UUUUGUAACAAAGAAAAACAAAAAAACCUAUAAAAGAAGUCCCUCACAUCUUAUGGAAAAUGGAUUGAAAGGGAAUUUGGCUCUUUCAGCAAAACCUGGGAUGAGACACGGAAACAGUUAGAUGGAAUCCUAGUACAUGUAAAAGAACAAAGCAACGGCUCUUGAUUGGUACUAGGUGAAGAUGGAAUCUUGCCAAAAACCUUGAUUCGCUGUGAAUCCCCUCAGGGAACCAUCUUCGAAAUACUUGCACCAUGGAAUCAUCAAAGCAAGUGAGUUCCUCUGCAAUCAGGAAGUUCAGUACUCCAGUUCCUCUGCAAGGAGCACCAUGAACUUGCGUUCCAAAUCAACCUUUCUUCACUCUGAAUACUCUGUUUAGGUUCUCUGAAUAAACUGAGCCUCAACUGUUCGACGAAAUGUCUAACCGAGUUUUCAUGAAAAAGGGGCUGCUACCAGCAUUGGGUGCCCACAUUGUGAACUUGCUAAGCACAAGCAAACAACACUGCGGUGUUUCCAUAGUGGUUCGAUCGAAAACGACGUCUGCCCAGUACGUGGCUGCGAGAGCUCGAGAUGCCACGUUUGAGAAGCUCAUGGACAAGUACAAAAACCUUCUCAAAGUCAUCGCGGUUCAAGACCUUAUCCUCGCUAACCCCAAGAACCCAUCAGUCUCUAUUGAUUUCCUCUCCAGGCUCUCCCAGAAGCUCCACCUCAACCGCGGAGCCACUGCCUUCCUCCGCAAGUAUCCUCACAUCUUCCACAUUUACUAUGAGCCCUCCAAGUUGCAACCCUAUUGCAGGUUGACUGAUGCUGCUCUUGAUGUAUCGCGGAAGGAAGCGGAGGCCAUUAAUGCUUCUAUGCCAGUUGUUGUUGACAGACUUGUUCGGAUACUGUCCAUGUCUGCAUCCAAAAUGGUUCCACUUCGAGCUAUUUUCAAGGUUUGGAGAGAGCUUGGCCUACCUGAUGAUUUUGAGGAUUCGGUUAUAUCUGCUAAUUCUAGUGUUUUUCAGCUGUGUGAUGGGCAUGAACUAAAUACUCAUUUGUUGAAGUUGGUUGGUGAUCUUCCCAGUGAUGGUUUUAGAGCGACUGUUGAGGAUUGGAGGCUGGUUGAGUGCUGUAAGGAGGACAGCAGUGUUGAUAGGAUGGAAAUGCGGUUCAGUUUCAAACAUGGGUAUCCUCCAGGGAUGAGGUUGACCAAGACUUUCAGGGCCAAUGUGAAGGAAUGGCAGAGUUUGCCUUAUGUGGGGCCUUAUGAGGUGGUGAGUGAGAAGAAGAAGUCUAAGGCUGGGAUGAUGGCAAUGGAGAAACGAGCGGUGGCAAUUGUUCAUGAAUUCUUGAGUUUGACAGUGGAGAAGAUGGUGGAAGUUGAGAAGAUCAGCCAGUUUAGGAAUUGGUUUGGGAUUGAUUUAAAUAUAAGGGAUCUGUUCCUGGAUCACCCAGGGAUCUUCUAUUUGUCAACUAAGGGGAAACGCCACACUGUUUUCCUGAGGGAAGCUUAUGAGCGGGGUUGUUUGAUCCAACCAAAUCCUGUUUAUGAUGCAAGGAGAAAACUACUUGAUCUUGUUCUUCUUGAACGUAGGGGUCUGCCUGCUCUUAAUUCCAACUUGCAGGAUAGAAGCAGUAACAAUGAGGAGGACAAUCAGCAAACACAUGACUCUUUAUCAUCUUGACUAAAGCAUUACUGCUGCUUUGUUAAGGUGCCUUGUUUAUUGCUUUUUCCGCGUCCGAGAUUGGUUCAUUUUCUUGUGUUGCUAUUGGCACAUAAGUACAAAGAAGAAAACUCCUUUGAUUCUGACUUGGUCAAAAGUUCAGCAUAGACCAUUUUGAUAUAUAUGAAGACAUCAUAAUUAAUGAAAAGCUAUCUUCUGUAGCAGAAGGACUGGAUGGAUGAAAUCUGAGUGUAACUUAAAUCCGUCAUAUUACAUGUUUCAGCCUGUUAUGAAAAUAUUCUGCUGCAGAAACUCUCCUGUAACUGGCUUUUCAUCGCAUUGAAGGAUGCAAAAUUAUGGUUACCCCCUUACCACAGAAGCUCUACUACAGAGACCGUGGAUUCAAAUGCCUUGUUGCUUAUUUUCCUAUUCAUUUUCAACAUGUUGGCAACUAAAUAUCAUAUCAGGGGAGGGCAUGGCAAUCUAGGCUUCUCUUGAGGAGCUAGUUUGCAGAUCAUCUCUUGAUGCUAGAGGUGUGCAGUGGGUGAACAUGUAUUCGGCCCUAGCGAAACCUUGUCAUGAUACUCUAUAAUGGCACAGUGGCAAGGUUUCCUACUUCAGAGGAUGUUGGAGCCACUUUGCUAAUAUCAAUUACAAUGAUAAACUUGUUCGUUCUGUUGCUACUAUUUUAAUAACUCACAAAACAUAUUUAUUUCUUGUAUUGUGGAUGUAUAAGUAGAGUUGAUUAUGUUGUGGCACACCACAUUAUAUAUCUGAAAAAAAUGUAAUAUUGCUCUUUCCCGAUAGGCAAACAAGAUCAUUCCUUUGUUCUA